GGCGGGAAAACAGCCUAUCUCCGACAGUUUUAUGUUAUUUCUUGAUCGAUCAAAGCUGUCCGUUGUUUUUAUCAGGAAAAUCAGUUUUUUCGACGAUUCGACUCGAUUGUUUACUCCAAAGGUCAACAUGAAUGAGAGAUGCAGACCUGUUUCCCGAGCCAUGCAGAUGGUUCUCAUGGCGAAAAACACUCCUCUAGGAGAUAAUACAGUUCAGAAUAUGGAUAUGGAUUUAACCAUAGAUAACCACGUAGAACUCGGUGUUGACACAACUGUUUCGUUAGAAACAAGCAAUAUUUCUGAUACGAGUCGACUGAUUCUAGAAAAUGACAUUUCAGCAUUGUGCGUAAUGUCUGACGAGCAGAUUUUAGAAAUUGUCGAUGAAAAUCUUCAGAUUUUGGAGGAAGAAAUCAGUAAUGCGGCAUAAAAAUCUAACGCUUUUGAGGAACGAAAAGAAGACGAUAAUGAGCAGGAAAUUGAAAGUCACCUGAACACAGUGGAAAAUAAUAUGGAAAUAAUCGCGAAAACUACAGAAAAUCCCAACACGAUCACUGAAAUAACAGUAAGAAGAAGAUCAAACGUUAAAAAUUCUCUGAGGGACUGGGAUCAGAAGAUUAACCAGAGGAAGAGGGAAAAGGGAGUGCAGUAUAAAGGC
This is a messenger RNA of Acanthoscelides obtectus, 652 nucleotides long. Lineage: Eukaryota; Metazoa; Arthropoda; Insecta; Coleoptera; Chrysomelidae. The record is from the annotation of a GenBank genome assembly.